CUUUAAAUACAGUGGCGUUUCUGAUGUUGACGUCAAAAAUUACUAAAAUUGUUUGAUCACUUUGUGUUUUUAUCCUCUACCAAGUGUCCUUACAGGCGCCAGGGUAGAAUUUACACACGCUACCGAAUGAUUGACUUUGGUGACUUGAAAACUGCUUCGGCCCUGAAGAAGCUAGAUGAUUAUCUGCUUACCAGAAGUUAUAUAUCAGGGUUUCAGCCUACUCAAGCAGAUGUUUCAACGUUUAUAGCCCUUGAAAAGUCAUCGUUAUCAGAUUUUGGCAAUAUUUCACGCUGGUACAGACAUAUUGAUUCCUUUGGUGCGGAGCGAAAAAAGUUUCCUGCUGCACCGGAAUCCGCUAAUCCUGAACCAGCUAAAUGUACUCAGCCUGCUGCAAGCGACGAGUUUGAUUUAUUCGUCUCUGAUGAUGAUGAAGAGUAUGAAAAACUAAGAAGUGAGCGCCAGGCUGCCUACGAAGCAAAAAAAGCAACUAAAAAUAUUCCUGUUGCGAAGUCUACUGUUAUCUUUGAUGUAAAACCAUGGGGCGACGACACUGAUAUGGCGGAGAUGGAAAAAGCUGUCCGUAGUAUUCAAACUGAUGGGCUGUUAUGGGGUGCAUCCAAACUUAUCCCUUUGGCCUAUGGGAUUAAGAAACUCCAAAUUGCAUGUGUUAUUGAAGAUGAUAAGGUUAGCACUGAUAUGUUAGAAGAAGAAAUAACGAAGUUUGAAGAUUUUGUCCAGUCAGUUGAUAUAGCUGCUUUUAACAAACUCUAGUUCUAUUCUGGUAUAUCAAUAAAAUUUGUUGGAUGUAUC
This is a messenger RNA of Schistosoma rodhaini, 810 nucleotides long. NCBI's taxonomy places the organism in Eukaryota, Metazoa, Platyhelminthes, Trematoda, Strigeidida, Schistosomatidae. The record is from the annotation of a GenBank genome assembly.